CAAACCAAAACCCGAAUCAACGACAACGACGCUUUAUGUUUAUCAAUAAAAUCGCUUUGCAGUUACUGUUGGAGAAAAAUAUUGCAUCAAAAAUAUCCAGUAAAUUUUCCAAAAAGUUACAUGAACAAAAGUUGUAAAAUGGUUCUGCUGUUCUGUAAACUGAAUGUGAAUUUUUAAAAGCUAACGUAAAAUCAAGAGAAGCCGAGUAGUGUUUUUGAAGAUGGGCUUUGGCGACCGGAUUGAGGACUACGAAGUGUAUGAAAUUUUAGGAAAAGGCGGAUUCGCUAGUGUGUAUCGGGCAAAAUGCCUUUCAACCGGGUCCAUGGUGGCGAUAAAAAUGAUCGACAAAACAUUGAUGCAAUCCUCGGGAAUGGCUAAUAGAGUUCGACAGGAAGUUAGUAUUCACUCUCAGCUAAAACACCCGUCGAUCUUAGAAUUGUAUACAUUCUUCGAGGAUGUCAAUUUUGUUUAUCUGGUGCUGGAGCUCGCCGAGAAUGGUGAACUGCAACGGUAUCUUCGAGAGACCAAGAAAACCUUCAACGAAUACGAAGCCGCUUCCGUGUUGAGGCAAGUAGUCGAUGGACUUCUUUAUCUCCAUUCACAUCAUAUUCUGCAUCGCGACAUGUCACUUGCCAAUCUGCUUUUAACGAAACGAAUGAAUAUUAAAAUUUCGGACUUUGGUUUGGCCACCCAGCUGUCACGACCAGAUGAGAAACAUAUGACACUUUGUGGGACCCCAAAUUAUAUUUCGCCAGAAGUGGCCUCCCGUGCGUCGCAUGGUCUUCCAGCCGAUGUAUGGGGGCUCGGAUGUAUGCUGUACACAUUUUUGGUGGGGAAACCUCCUUUCGACACGGAAGGAGUGAAGUCCACUUUGACGAAGGUCGUGAUGUCCAACUACAGCAUCCCUUCCUACAUUUCUUCGGAGGCUAGAGACCUAAUAGACCAAUUGUUAAAAAAGAACCCUGUCGAACGGAUUAAGCUGGACCAAGUGCUGCAACAUCCGUUCAUGAGAAAGGCAACAAGCUUUGAAAGCUAUCGUGUCGGCGGUACACUUGCUUCCAACGAUAGUGGAGUCGUCACAAUGUCUAGCAGCGGGGGUUCUAAUCGGUCGAGCAACAUUCCUUCAAGCUACGGGCAUGAUCGGCCACAACAGCCCAUCGGACAUCAAAUGCCUCUGCGAUUCCAACCGAUCAGCGAGCAUGAGUACGAAUUCCAGGAAAGCAUUUUGCCACAACAGCGAUUUCAAUCAACAUCGCACAACAAGCCAACUUCGGAUUUCUUCUCCGGUGUUAGCAACGAUGUUCAAAUAGUGGCACCAGCGUCGCAAGCGAUUCAACAUCACCUGAAUCAGAUCUCGCUGCUACAGCAGUUUAACAGCUUGGAGUUGAUGGAGAAGUACAAUAUCAAUAAAGCGGACAUAGCCACUGUGGGGCGAUCGGCAUCAGAGGGCAGCAAUGGAAUGUUUAUGCAGGAGCACCAACAUCAGAUUCAUCUUCAGCAUCAGCAACAACAGCAGGCUAAUCCGUUAUUGAAUUCUAGACCCAAAUCAGCUUCCAUCUCAAUGUUGUAUCGUGUUCCUGGUAGUAGAAGCCCUUCUACUUUUAGUGAUAAGGAAAAUUAUAAUCAUCAAAAGCUAGAUGCUCUGGAUCGGGAAACGCCUUUGAAUCCGGGAGAUUAUGACUUUAUCGAACAUUUCCAUUCAAAAGGAAAUAACCAUCAAGCCAACAACGUCAACCCGAAACAGAAAAGCCCCGCCAAAUUCUCCAAAAAGCGUUUGGAAAUCCCACCAUUAGACACUGCUCGGCUACUUCCCAAUCGACACAAGACGAAAAAUGCCAUCCUCAGCAUCCGAUCCAGUGGGGAAGUGGUGCUGGAGUUCAUCAAAUUUAAAACCCGUUACAAAGAGCAUCGAGUGGUGGACGUUUGUCGCAUAUCGUCUGACGGUUUGCGCUUCGUGUUGUACCAACCGGAUGGAGGAAAAGGCGUUCCGGUAGAAGAGGAACCACCGGACUUACCGCCGGGAGGUGCCGACAGUAUUUUCAGCUACGAAAAUCUACCGGAGAAGCACUGGAAGAAGUAUCAGUAUGCGGCGCGGUUUGUCCAGAUGGUGAAGGCCAAAACGCCGAAGAUCACGUACUACAGCGAGAGAGCUAAGUGCCAACUGAUGGAAACCCUGGAGGAUUAUGAAGCGUGUUUCUACAGUGGAACAAAAAUUGUGAAAUCACCUCAGGACGGCGUCAAGAUGGUCGAUUACAAUGGCACCACGAUAAGAAACUUUGCUAAUAUGAGUUCUUCACAGAACGCGGAAUAUCAGCAUUUUAAUCAAACCCUGGAACACUGUCUCAACAUAGAACGAGCCCUAUCCGCACUCCAAACCGGAAAAACGUUUCCGCUCAUUAUUGGUCGGCGACCCGCCAAUGCUGCUCCCUCAUCAUCUUCCUCUUCAACCAAAGAAAAUCAUCUGCUGUCUAGCCUUUCCUCUCCAAACACGCCCCAGACACCACACCAAAUGCCCUCUUUCGCCAUGUCAACAAACUCCCACACAUCGACGGGGAACGCGUUCAAUCGAAGACCGGUCCUGUCGUCGAAGUCGGUACCCUCUAACUUCUCCAACGUUGCCACCAAAAAGUGUACAAUCCCGGGCGUCGGCACGGCGGUCCAACUCUCGCAAGGUGUCGUCCAAGUCCAGUUCCUUGAUGGUGCGACACUUUCGCUGAUUCCGACCGAGCAGGGCGGCGGGGUAACCUUCUCCCCGGCGGCAGGCAGUCCCCUGCAGCACUACUCCAGUGCGGAUGAUGCCCUGCUUCCGUCAAUCCUGCGGCAGAAAAUCGAUCACAUGCCUGCGAUCUUGCGCAUGCUGAAUUCAGCUCCCGUGCCAUCGAUUCCGUUUAAUUUCGUCGAAGGAUCGCCACGGACACCGUUGAAGCGGUUUCUACGGUAAUGAGUUGGAGUGGGGAACAAGAAGAUUUGUUAAAGGGAACAUAAUCGAACUCAGUGUAUAAGACAAUAGCUCUCUACUAAUUGCAUUUGUAGGUGGUCUUUGAAUUGUUUGCUAAUUUUAUCGAUAGUGAAAUCAUGUUCUGAAAGCAGAAGAAAACUUGCAUUAUUUUCUAGUUGAACUGUACUGAUGUAAUUUAUUAUAUAUUUUUUAUCGAAUAAAAUUUAAGAUUAUUA
Messenger RNA from Armigeres subalbatus, 3174 nucleotides. It is a transcript of the gene SAK, whose product is annotated as serine/threonine-protein kinase PLK4. The transcript has 5 exons. Gene Ontology annotation, molecular function: protein serine/threonine kinase activity; ATP binding; protein binding. Gene Ontology annotation, biological process: protein phosphorylation; mitotic spindle organization. The coding region runs from base 221 to 2941 and encodes 906 amino acids. The record is from RefSeq and is a predicted model, not a curated record. Gene Ontology annotation, cellular component: kinetochore; nucleus; spindle pole. Lineage: Eukaryota; Metazoa; Arthropoda; Insecta; Diptera; Culicidae.